Messenger RNA from Amblyraja radiata (thorny skate), 1855 nucleotides. Its product is annotated as ladinin-1. Bases 199 to 1455 code for a protein of 418 amino acids. The transcript is spliced from 12 exons. NCBI's taxonomy places the organism in Eukaryota, Metazoa, Chordata, Chondrichthyes, Rajiformes, Rajidae. Gene Ontology annotation, molecular function: structural molecule activity. The record is from RefSeq and is a predicted model, not a curated record.
ACCUAUGAGAAAGCACGUGACUCCACAGCAGGGGAGGUGAAGUGCAUUUCACUAACUAGGUAAAUACUAUGUAGUUGAUGAGAAACAGUGAAGAAAGUUUAUUUCCGCAUUCUGCACUUGUUAAACUAUAUGGAACAAUAUAAAAGCUAACACUGGAGCUUUUGUAGGUACGAAACUAUCAAACCUUGAGGGUGCAAAAUGUCAUUUAAGAAGAAAAAUUGGAGUGCUCUGUCCAGUCUGGCAAGGCAGAGAUCAAUGGAGGACGAUGAGGAAUUUGAGAAAGCUCGUCGGCGCCGGUCCCGGAUGCACACGUCAUCAACGGAUACUGAGGCUGCUGCUGAAGAGCAACAUACAUCUGAAAACAGCGGCGUGUUUAAUGAACAAGAGGAAACGUCUCCACACUCAGAAGAUGAAUCGGUUCCAUUUGCUGAAAUGCUGAAGAGGAGAGAAGAGGAUAAAAGGCGCUCUCAGCACGAGGCGUUACAAAGUUUGAAACUAGCAAAGUUUGGCUCCAAGUCCGACGGUGAAUGGGGCGGCGAAAGCAAGCAGGGGAAUGAAAACGAAAAGCAGGAAAUAAAGGAAGUGCGCACCAAGACAACAAGGAAACAGUCAGAAGACAAUUACACUAAGAAGCUUAGUGCAAGCUCUUUGAAGGAAAAUGAAAGCAACAACAAAGCCAGCAGCAGAGAGAAUCAUUCAGAUACAGGCGGCAGUAUUGGCCAUCAAUCACCUCUCAGUCCUAUCCACACUACACGCGCCUUCAUCAGCUUAGGAAAGCCCAAGGAAGUAAAAAGCCCAACAAAACUUAAAAAGCAGCUCAGUACAGAGAAUAAUGAGUGCCCUCGGGAAGAGAAUAACGGCAGGAAGAUUGAAAACGAUGUCCACAAAUCUCAGACAAAAUCAACGGAGAUCCGAAGGAAUGAAAGAGGAAGAUAUGAGAAAUUGCAGGAGGAUGCCGAAACGAGAGAAAGCAACAACAAUACAAGAUUGCAGAAUGAGAAAUGUGGAGUACAACAGGAGAGAAUGGAAAAUACCGCUGACCAUUCCAGAUCAAACAGCAGCCCCUUCCAUCGUUCCUGCCCAAGAGCUGCAUCUUUCAGAGUUACAAAUACUGAGGUAAAAAGUCAACCAUUACAAAGAAGUGCCAGUGUGAGGAUCCCUGCCAGAACAUCCUCAGGAAGAAUCGAUGGUAUACUUGAAAAGUAUGCAAAAGCAAUUGAGAAAAGUGAUGGUGUCAAGUCAAAGCCAUCCCCUUCAGAUUAUCUGGCCCGGCCUUUGGAAGGUGUUGCAAGCAAACGCUGUGUCUUUGAGAAGGAAGACAUGCAGCAUGGCAGUCCUCGAUAUCCAGUGACCAGAAAGGUUAUCAAACCAGGGGAUGUGGCCAAUAAACGGAGUCUGUGGGAAAACAAAGCCGAAUCCUUAGAAAAGGAUCAUCAUUCUUUCAGAAAGAGCUAAAAUCAAAGAUUAACACUUCAAAAUGAAAAAACUCAAUUAUACAGAUCGGGGGACAAGCUGAAUCGUUAUGCGUAAUUCUCUUGAAGAUGAUGAAUAUCGUAACACAAGAUGGAUUAAUCGAGCUAACGCCAAUGGGAAUGAUUUUACAGCAAAACAAUAAUGUUCUCAUAAAGGAGAUUCAAAUACUUUCAGAAUUGUCAUGUAACAAGAAAAUAUGCAGUUUCUUAGGUGAUUAAAAUCAAGUUGUAAUUUAAACAAAUGUCAUUAUGGGAAUAAAUUUGGUUCAAACUUUGUAAAAUAAGAUGCUUUAAAUUUUACUCUUUUUUUAUGGUUGUAUUCAAUAUCAUGUUCAUGCCUAUUCAUUUAUUUUCCUGACAAUAAAAUGUUCAAAUGGCCACAA